AAAAUGUCUAACAUGAGUCAUUUUCUUUUCCAGUUCGGAAAAAUUAAAAAAAGUUAUGAUCAGCAGCUUGCCACGUCUCCGUGAAGUUUUUCUAUAUGAAGAGCCACAUUGAUGAGUUCAUUCCCAAGUAACUGAAAAAACUUGAACCUUCUUAAUAGUGGCUCUUUAUUAUCCGCUUGCUUUAAUGAAUCCUGCAUCCACUCUCACCAGAUUGCUUCCAAGAAGUUGCAGCGUAGUCGGAACAUCCAGCAGCAAUUCGGUGGUUCCAGGCAGAGUCCAAUGCAGCGGUGCCUCCAAACUGUCAGAUGAAGCCAUUGUUAGGCGAUCAGCCAAUUACCAACCUACCAUUUGGGGAGAUGAUUUUGUUCAAUCACUGAAGAGCCAUGUGGGAAAAUCAUCAGAGGAACGGGCUGAAAAGCUGAAGGAAGAAGUGAGGCUGACGCUUGAUAGUGCGGUGGAUUCUGUACAGCAACUGGAGCUCAUUGAUGUCUUACAAAGACUUGGAUUAUCUUAUCAGUUUGAAGAUGAGAUAAAGAGAAUUCUCGAUAGGGUCUACAAGAACAAGCAUAAACAAGAUAGUUUAUAUGCGGUAGCUCUGGAGUUUAGACUCCUAAGACAACAUUACUAUGAUGUUUCUGCAGAAGUUUUCAAUAGUUUCAGUGAUGAGAAGGGAAGCUUCCAUUCAUGUGGUAGUGAUGAUUGCAAAGAAAUUUUAUUUCUAUAUGAAGCUGCUUUUCUAUUGAAAGAGGAAGAGAGUAAAAUGUUUCAUUUUGUCAAAAAUUUUGCUGCCUCAUACCUGAAGGAGUAUAUCAAGGACAAGGUAGGUGAAGAUGAAUAUAUUUCCAAAUUAGUGAAGCAUGCACUGGAGCUUCCACUGCAUUGGAGGGUGCCAAGGAUGGAAGGUAGGUGGUUUAUCGAUGUAUAUGAGACGAGACAUGACUUCAACCCCAUCUUGCUUGAGCUUGCUAAACUCCAUUUCAAUACACUGCAAGAAACGCACCAAGAAGAUCUUAAAUAUGUCUCAAGCUGGUGGAGGAAUACAGGUCAUGGAGAGAAGCUAAGUUUUGCACGGGACAGAUUGCUGGUGAAUUUCUUCUGGGCUUUGGGGCUAAAACCCGAGGCCCGGUUUGGAGACUUCAGACGGAUGUUGACGAAGGUGGGUGUUCUGAUAACAACAAUUGACGAUGUUUAUGACGUUUAUGGUACAAUGGACGAACUGGAACUCUUCACAGAUGCCAUUGAAAGAUGGGACGUCAAUGCAAUGGAGCAGCUUCCAGAUUAUAUGAAGAUUUGUUAUCUUGUUCUCCUCAAUUUCGUAAACGACAUGGCUUUGCAUGUUCUCAAAGUGCACGGAGUUGACAUUAUUCCUUGCCUUAAGAAAGUGUGGACAGAUUUAUGUAAAAGCUAUCUAUUGGAGGCAAAGUGGUAUCAUAGCGGACACAUCCCAACCCUUGCAGAAUACAUGAACAAUGCAUGGAUUUCCGUAUCGGGUUCUGUGCUUCUAGUGCAUGCUUAUUUUCUCGAUGCAGAUCCACUUACAAAGGAGGCCAUAGAAUGCUUGGAAGAAUAUAGCAAUAUAAUCUGUUGGUCAUCAACGAUUUUAAGACUUGCAGACGACUUAGGAACAUCAUCGGACGAAUUGGAAAGAGGAGAUGUCGCUAAAUCUAUACAAUGUUACAUGCAUGAAAGUGGAGCGUCCCAGGAGGAUGGCCGAGAACACAUAGGAGAGAUGAUUGCUGCGACAUGGAUGAAGAUGAACAGAGAUCGGCUUGAAAAUCCUCACUUGUCGACAACUUUCAUUGACAGUGCAAUGAAUCUGGGCAGAAUGGCUCAGUGCAUGUACCAGCAUGGAGAUGGGCAUGGGAUUGAAGUUGGUCAGACCAGAGAUAAUGUAUUAUCUGUACUAGUAAAUCCUAUUCAGAUUCAAUCUGCUGACAGCAGUGAAUGAUGCUAAAUGACACAGAGAGAACGUAAAAUCAAUAAAACUAUAUCUAAAAUUAAUAAAACAAAGUGUAUAAAUGAGUAUAAAUUUAUACACAAAACGAUAACUUACAACUAUAUGAUUGUGUGACUUUGAAUUAGAAAUAAAAUAAUAUUCAAUUAUAUAUAUUAUCAUUUAUAUAUAAAUUUGUGUUCAUUAAUUGCGCAUAUAAUAUUACUAAUAUAAAAUACCCAGUAGAGCUUGAAAGUUCUUAUUCGGGAUUGAUUAAUUCUUCUAUUGGGGAAUGGUAGCUAUGAGCAAACUCGAUCCCAAUCUCCUUUUAUUUUCCUGUUACCUGUACCCCGUCUUCCUUUAAACCAGCAAAAUCCGAUGAUUUGACUUCCAAAUGCAUCCCAAGCGCCAACAUCACCAUUUCAUCAUUUCUUUCUUACACUUCUCUUUUAAGUUUCUGAGACAGAAUUUUGCCAGUUCGAUAAAGCAAUUGUAAAAUUAAUCUUCUAAGGAUGAACCGCAACUGUAAAGGGGUGUCUAUAACAUUUGCCCAACUCUAGAUUUCCAAUCCAAACGGCAUGUCGUUUUACUCAGCACGGCGGAGAAAAGAAAUUACGAGAAAGAAGAUUUAGCAGCAGCAAGAGCAGCACUUAUCAAUCAAUUUCAAUCCCGAAUUGUCCGAAUCAGUUAAAGCUUCAAUAGCCAAAUUGGGGUCAUUAAUGUUGGAAGAACAAGAGAGAAAGAAGAGGGUUGUGGUUGAAUCGCUGGGAUGUCUAACAGAAUCAUCAAUCAUGCCCAAGAAACAACGCUCAAUCGAAGGAGUGGAUCCAUCUUCUAUCUUGGAACUCAAAGCCCAGCUCUAUAAAUCCCUGGAAGAAUCCAAAAAGUCCAAAGAAUUGAACGGUCCUGAUGUUGAGUUCCACUGCGCCAAGAAGAAGAUUACCUCACGUGAUUCCUUCUCCUCCAAGAACUCCGGCGUCGAAGGCCGCCCUCUCAAAUACCUUCCUUUCCCUUUCUGGGUUUUCAUUGAAUUGCUUAGAUUAGCUCCGUUUUAGGCUUCAAAAAAUUACCACUUGUGCUUACACGUGCAACUUGGGUAUGCUUGUUGUAUUGUGUAUUAAUGAAGGGACAAGCUUGAGUUGAAAGCGGUGAAGGAUGGUCGGCAGGCUAUGCGGUACUGGAGAAGAAGGCUAGGAAGAAUUGUCGGAUGAGUAAGAGAAGGAGAAGUAUUGUGUGGACUUUUUUCGUAAGGGUAUGGAACAGGAAACAGGGCAGCCUCCUCAAGCUGGUGAUGUUUCUGUCACCUCAGCAGCACAAGACGAAGCAAGUGAGAAUGAUGCUCCUACCUACCAUCCAAUUUUCUUCGACUUCUUUACAACUUCCAAGAGAAUAACCUAAUAGAAGACUUAAGGGUUCAUUGGAAGAAUUUUUGUUGUGAAAGAUCAGAAUUUGAUAAGAUUGAGACUUUCCUAAUCAAAUCAGUGAUAAGAUUGGUUAAUUAUUUUAAAAAAAAGUUUAUAAAAACA
Molecule: messenger RNA, 3459 nt
Organism: Mangifera indica (mango)
Lineage: Eukaryota; Viridiplantae; Streptophyta; Magnoliopsida; Sapindales; Anacardiaceae
Product: terpene synthase 10-like
Exons: 7
Coding region: 185-1948 (587 amino acids)
Biological process (GO): diterpenoid biosynthetic process
Molecular function (GO): terpene synthase activity; magnesium ion binding
Source: RefSeq, a predicted model, not a curated record